CUCAGUGUUUACUAUGGAUGAAUUCCAUCCUUUCAUCGAAGCCCUGCUGCCCCACGUCCGGGCCUUCGCCUACACAUGGUUCAACCUGCAGGCCCGCAAGAGGAAGUACUUCAAGAAGCACGAGAAGCGCAUGUCCAAGGAGGAGGAGCGCGCCGUGAAGGACGAGCUGCUCAGCGAGAAGCCCGAGGUCAAACAGAAGUGGGCGUCGCGCCUCCUGGCCAAACUGCGCAAGGACAUCCGGCCCGAGUUCAGGGAGGACUUUGUGCUGACGGUGACGGGGAAGAAGGCGCCGUGCUGCGUGCUGUCCAACCCCGACCAGAAGGGCAAGAUGAGGAGGAUCGACUGCCUGCGCCAGGCGGACAAAGUGUGGAGGCUGGACCUGGUCAUGGUGAUUUUAUUCAAAGGGAUUCCCCUCGAAAGUACUGACGGGGAGAGGCUGGUAAAGUCUCCUCAGUGUUCGAACCCCACCCUGUGUGUGCAGCCGCAUCACAUUGGAGUUUCAGUCAAGGAGCUGGAUCUCUACCUGGCCUACUUCGUGCACGCAGGUCAGUCCCAGACUCUCUUCUUCCUGUGUAUGUUUGAGUGUGUGCGAUGUGAUGCUGAGCAGCUUGUUGUCGCUCAGUUGUUCGCUCUGUGUGAAAGAGCGAUGGACGCUGGAUGGAAACAUGACGAACACGUGCGGUGAACGUCCUGUCGUUGU
Messenger RNA from Morone saxatilis (striped sea-bass), 700 nucleotides. It is a transcript of the gene nfia, whose product is annotated as nuclear factor I/A. The record is from RefSeq and is a predicted model, not a curated record. Gene Ontology annotation, cellular component: nucleus. Gene Ontology annotation, biological process: regulation of transcription by RNA polymerase II. The transcript has 2 exons. Bases 14 to 685 code for a protein of 223 amino acids. NCBI's taxonomy places the organism in Eukaryota, Metazoa, Chordata, Actinopteri, Moronidae. Gene Ontology annotation, molecular function: DNA-binding transcription factor activity, RNA polymerase II-specific; RNA polymerase II cis-regulatory region sequence-specific DNA binding.